Messenger RNA from Acytostelium subglobosum LB1, 1101 nucleotides. RefSeq lists its product as hypothetical. The transcript is spliced from 2 exons. The record is from RefSeq and is a predicted model, not a curated record. NCBI's taxonomy places the organism in Eukaryota, Evosea, Eumycetozoa, Acytosteliales, Acytosteliaceae. The annotation marks the transcript as partial.
UCCGAUCUCCAGAUGAUCGGCCGGCUGCUGCCCUAUAUCAACGCGCAUUGCAAGGCGGUCAGCCUGCACGGCAUAAUAGCCAACGCCGAGGACAAGUUCUAUGAGCUUCUGCGCCAGAUCACCGUGCCCAUCCAAGAGUACCAUCUCAACCCCGACCUGGUGCCCAAUGGCAUCGCGACCGACCAGACCACGCGCCCGCUGAUGCUGGAGAGCCUAUACACCCAGCGACAACUCAAGUCGCUACAGUGCUACUACUCAUUGGGUGUCAGCGCGUUCUAUGAGCGCCUGCCGCGAACGCUCACCAGCUUCCAAUUCAACGCGCAGUAUCUCAACAUGCCCAACAAUUUGACCGAGUUCAUGAAGCAGUGUACCGCGCUCGACACGCUGGAUCUCCGGAUAACGGGUCCGUUCGACGUGGAAUGGGCCAUCCCCGAUCUGUUUGAAUACUUGGUCGAGAACAAGACGAUCACGAACCUUACGCUCAACUGUCCCAACGUCGACUCUGUCCUGGGCUGUCUGCGACUGAACACGACGCUGCUCAAGUUGCGGAUGUAUCAACAGUUUGGAAACGAUCAGACUCUGCUGCUGCCCAAGUACCAGCAUGAGCAGACCAGCAACAACAUCGUCAACUACACAAUACAGAGCUUGCUGUUGGACACCAAGCGCCUAUCGACCGUGGCGUGCAACAGCCCCACGGACUACUUUGCUGGCCUGCAUCACCUGGAGAUACAUCUAUCGAGUUAUUACCGCGAUUGGAUUGACACGAGACUUGGCCAAUGCCAGACACUGCGCACGAUCAAGUUUGGACAGGGCACCAACUCGACGAUAUUGUUGAAUGCCGUUGAGAAGCUGGCCACGUGUGGAUCACUGUCGAUGAUAUCAUUUGGCUAUCUAAGCUUUGAGGCAAAGGACAUGGCUGACAACAUUGUCAAGUGUCUAGAUCAAUGCAAUUCAGUGUCGAUCAUCAGAAUUGAUGAGAGCAGCUUGAGCAAUGAAAGAUUGAUCAAUGCCAUGAGGAGUUCAAAAGUGUACAAGUUUCACAAGAGGAGACAGGACAUCCAGUAUCAUCAUGUUUAUGAGAGGAAGAUCAUCCUCACUUGA